GGGUUAUCCAAUCGGAUUGAUCCUAGUGUCCAAGUGAUAGGUGGAAUGUGCGAUAUCCUCUCAAAUAGUUCCAGUUUAAUUUUUGUUUUCUUCUCAGUCUCUAUUUGUGCAAUAUUUAUUUUCAACACCAUGGACGAGAAGCAGGCGAUAUUUGAUUAUAGACUAGUUGAAGAGGAAAAAAAGAUAUUAUCUGUCAUUCCAUCCUAUAAGAGUGAAUUCGUACCAAUAGAAACUAGUUUUGGAACAGAUGAAAAAAUUUGGACAAUAUCAGUAAAUACAGAAUCUCCAAAAACUCCUAUUGUAUUGCUGCAUGGUUUUGUUGCAUCCGUUGGGUUCUGGUGUUUGAAUUUCGAGGCUCUCUCUCGAGACAGACCCCUAUAUGCCAUCGAUCUCCUCGGAUUUGGUCGUUCUUCCAGACCUCAUUUUAGCACUGACAACUUGGAGGCUGAGAAGCAAAUGAUUGAGGCCAUCGAAGCAUGGAGAAAACAAAUGAAAAUAGAAAAAAUGAUACUAUUGGGACACAGUAUGGGAGCAUAUUUAUCAGGUCUUUAUUCCAUGGACUAUCCAGAAAGAAUUCAGCACUUAAUUCUGGCAGACCAAUGGGGCUAUACGGAUAAAUAUGAGGACCCACCACUCAUUCUGAGAAUUCUCACACUCAUAUUUUAUAAAUUCAAUCCUGUUGGCUUCGUACGAUCGAUGGGACAUAGUUGGGGUCCAUAUUUCCUACAAAAAACUAGACGUGAUAUAUUUGGCAAGAUAGGGGAUAGAUUGAAUGAUCCCUCAAUAUUACCGACGUAUUUCUAUUACUGCAAUGCUGCAAAGGAGCCCACUGGCGAAAAGGCAUUCUUCAGUAUGGUCCUCGGAGUUGGAUGGGCAAAAUGUCCAUUGAUCAAAAGAAUACACAAACUGGACAAAAAAAUUUCCAUCACCUUUUUAUAUGGUUCACAUACUUGGCUGGAUAGCGAAAUAGGUCCUAGAGUAAAAGAAAUGAGGCCAGACUCCUUUGUAGAAGUUCACGAAGUGGAGAAUUCAGGUCAUCACAUUUAUUCAGAAAACGCUGAUCAAUUCAAUGAAUAUGUUUUGAAAGCUUGCCAGUAUGCUGACCAGAAAGAUAGUUCACUGAAGCCCCAAUGACACAAUUAACAUACUAAUUUUGAGAUUAAUUGACUAAUUUGUUUGUAUAUCUUCAUUAUUGGAAAGCGAAGUUAUGAAAUAAACUAUUCAAUAAAAGACAUGGAAAUAUAAAA
Messenger RNA from Harmonia axyridis, 1247 nucleotides. Its product is annotated as (Lyso)-N-acylphosphatidylethanolamine lipase-like. The transcript is spliced from 6 exons. The record is from RefSeq and is a predicted model, not a curated record. NCBI's taxonomy places the organism in Eukaryota, Metazoa, Arthropoda, Insecta, Coleoptera, Coccinellidae. Gene Ontology annotation, cellular component: lipid droplet. Bases 46 to 1134 code for a protein of 362 amino acids.